This is a messenger RNA of Scaptodrosophila lebanonensis, 981 nucleotides long. It is a transcript of the gene Ufsp1, whose product is annotated as probable Ufm1-specific protease 1. NCBI's taxonomy places the organism in Eukaryota, Metazoa, Arthropoda, Insecta, Diptera, Drosophilidae. The record is from RefSeq and is a predicted model, not a curated record. Bases 169 to 897 code for a protein of 242 amino acids. The transcript has 2 exons.
UUUCACUUUCAAAAUGCAUAUUUCCGCGUUUAAUAUUCUGAAUUAGCUGCACAUAGCAACAGGUAAAUCCCAAGUUUUCUCUCGGCGUACACUCAGCAAGCACACGAGUAAAAUUUUGAGCACAAAUCGAAACGGGUAAACAAUUGUGUUUCGUAAACAAAAAAUACAAUGACAACCUGUGAAGGCGAUACAGAGCGCGACGACGCUGUUGACCAAAAUAGACCGAUGCGGGUGACUAUCGUGGCCAAAACGUACAACUAUCACUUGCACGAAGACGUGCACCUCGCACUGCCCCCACCAGCUACAGAUGGGGAGACUCUCUAUACACGAGGAUGCUUUAGUUACUUCCACUACGGGUGUGAUGGGACGCAGGAUGCGGGCUGGGGAUGUGGCUAUCGAACGCUGCAGUCGGCUAUAUCGUGGAUUAUAAAUAAGCGUGGCACCGCCAACGGGGAGCCUGAUCAUUUUGUGCCAUCAAUUAAGGAAAUACAACAGAUGCUGGUGAGCAUUGGUGACAAAUCUGCGCCCUUUGUGGGAUCUAAGGAAUGGAUUGGUACACUGGAGGAAUUCUAUGUUAUUGACGUCAUGUUUGAGUUGCCCUGCAAAAUUCUGCACUCCCAGCAAAUGGGCGUGGAUCAACUUGUGGAGCAGAUACGUAAAUAUUUCGAAGAAUAUGGCGGAUUUAUCACUAUGGGCGGCAUGAGCGACACAGCCUCAAAGGGAAUUGCGGGCAUACAUCAGGGUCCGCGCGGAAUUUUUCUGCUAAUUGUGGAUCCGCACUAUGUUGGGGUACCCGCCUCGAAACAACAGAUAAUCAAUCAGGGCUUUGUCCGUUGGAUGCACAUAAACGAAUUUCAAACGAGUAGUUACAAUCUGUGUCUUAUACUGCAGCGCUGAAAUCCGCAUGAAUUGUACAAUUUAUAAAUAAAUUGACUAGCGAUUGCGAUAUCGAUUUUAUACCAAUUGAAAACACACACUAUA